GAAACAAAAAGAUAAUUGAUUGAUUACAAUACUCAUUCGCUCGUGAAUUAGUCUACCACAAAACAAUUUCCUGUAGUGCAUUCUUCAGCUUAAUAUUAUAAUAAUAUAAAAUAUGGCUAAUGGUUGGGAUGCUUAUAUUGACACUCAACUAAUUGGGACAAAUACCGUAAAGGAAGCAGCCAUAUGUAGUAUUGACGAUGCUUCGAUUUGGGCCUCAACUUCGAAUUUUAAGCCAGAUACAUCUGAAAUUAAAGCAGCAGUUAAUGCAUUUAAUUCACCUGAAGCUUUGGCUGCUAAUGGUUUAAAACUAUGUGGUGUCAAAUAUUUUUUUAUUAGUUUAAAUGAACCUGGUGUUAUUCGAUUAAAACAAGGAAGUGGUGGAGCUAUAGUAGUAAAGACUUGCAAGACUAUCAUAAUUGCAACAUAUGAUUCAUCAAUACAACCAGGACAAUGUUCGACAACUGUUGAAAAUUUGGGAGAUUAUUUAAGAGGACUUAAUUUUUAAAACUGUGAUAAUUGGUUAAUUAUUUUACCAUUAUAUUAUAACAUGUCACUUAAUUGCCGCCCAUAUAAAUUAAUUGUAGAAAAUUUUGCUCAUAAUUUUAAAAUUCAUUAAGCCAGCUUUUGUAAUAUAGUAUAAGGCACAUUGGCAAUAAUGUAUGUUUGAUUUAUCUAAUUUGCAGCAAUUUCUAUGUUCGUAAAAAAUUCAUUUUUUUGAACUUCAUAUUAAACCAAAAAAUAUUUAAUAAAUAUAUUUAUUUAAUUUGUUAAUAAUUUUUCUUUAUACAAUUUUAAUGUAAUAAAGAUCCUUCUAGAAAUCUAUUUAUUUAUUUUUUGUAUAUAAUAUAGUAAAACUUUUGUCAACCAAAAAUUUUCUUAGACAAAUCAUUUAAAGUUAAAUUUUUUCAGCCCAUAUCCUUUUUUACCCUUAAGUUAUAUAGUGCUCCUCCACACCACCAUAUUAAUUUAUCUUUAGUCAUUUAACAAAAAUGUGAAUCUUAUAUAAUAAAUUGUUUAUAUUGAUAAAUUUCUUUUUUUUACCAAAUUUUUUGUACAAUUAUAAAAAAUUUAAAUAUUUGCAGUGAAUAAAAAAAUUUAGAAGAUAAAUUG
Messenger RNA from Gordionus sp. m RMFG-2023, 1110 nucleotides. Its product is annotated as profilin-2-like. Gene Ontology annotation, cellular component: cell cortex. NCBI's taxonomy places the organism in Eukaryota, Metazoa, Nematomorpha, Gordioida, Chordodea, Parachordodidae. Bases 113 to 505 code for a protein of 130 amino acids. Gene Ontology annotation, molecular function: actin monomer binding. The transcript has 3 exons. The record is from RefSeq and is a predicted model, not a curated record.